Molecule: messenger RNA, 1221 nt
Organism: Cordyceps militaris CM01
Lineage: Eukaryota; Fungi; Ascomycota; Sordariomycetes; Hypocreales; Cordycipitaceae
Product: DNA recombination/repair protein RecA/RadB, ATP-binding domain
Exons: 5
Coding region: 1-1221 (406 amino acids)
Biological process (GO): meiotic DNA recombinase assembly; DNA repair; reciprocal meiotic recombination
Cellular component (GO): Rad51B-Rad51C-Rad51D-XRCC2 complex; replication fork; Rad51C-XRCC3 complex
Molecular function (GO): four-way junction DNA binding; crossover junction DNA endonuclease activity; ATP binding
Source: RefSeq, a predicted model, not a curated record
AUGUCUGACCUACAAGCAGAUCGCCUACCAACCAUAUCAGCGUCACAGGCGCUAGAGGAUCUAGAGGACAAGGGCUCGAACUGCAUAUCCACGGGAAUUAAAGCUUUAGAUAAGAUCUUAGCACCUUCAUCAGUCUCUUCACAACGAUAUGGCAGUGCAGUUGCCCAGUCAGGCGGUAUCAAACGCGGGCAGGUGACGGAGAUAUGGGGCCCGCCAGGCAGCGGAAGAACAGCUUUGGGCACUCAACUGGCCGCGAAUGCCCUCGCCAACGAUGGUGGCGUGGUCUGGAUCGAUUGCUUCCACAAGACACCAGAUUCAAGACUCUCGGCCGCUUUGGAAAACAUCCAGCUUAGUAAAGAAGGGAGUGCUGGCGCCCGUGCUUCUGCAGAAGAAGCCUCGAACGGAGAUCGCUUCACGCGCUACCUGUGCUUUACGCUCCCUCAUUUCCUGGCACUUUUGUCUCGGCCCUCUAGCACAACAGUUCCUGCAGGGACAUCGCUAAUAGUCAUCAACUGCGUCUCGGCUUUGAUUAACGCGGCGCUGCCCCGGUCACAUGUCGUCAAGCAAAAGACCAAGCAGCCCCAAGGGCCUAAUGCGUCCACAAAGCGAAUGCAAGCGUUGCAAACAAUAAUUUCCCUGCUCAAUAAGCUUGCCGCAACUCGAAAUUGCGCCGUCGUUAUCCUGUCUCAGUGUGCGACCAAGAUGCAGUCAGAGCACGGCGCUACUCUUGUCCCAGCGCUCAACGCCACGGUAUGGGAGCAGGGAAUCUCCACGCGCAUUGUGCUAUUCAGAAACUGGUCGUGGGAGGGCCGCACGCCGCACAGUGUGUUUUUGGCGGGCGUGCAGAUAGUGGACGGUCACACCGUGAUGGACAUGGUUGACAAUGCGUCGGCAUUCACAGUUGAACUGACGGGCGUGCGAGAUGUCGAGUACGAGGCGGGUCACCCGAUGGAGAUGGCGGCUGCGGCGCAGCAGAAGCGCAAGAUUGGACAGACGGAGCUCGAGGUGCCUGACAGCGAGGAUGAGGACUACGGCUGGGCAGACGAAGACGAAGCCUCCCUGCCGGCACCGCCUCCACAGUGGCAGGGCAGUGAGGAUAUCAUAUUGGGGCAGGAUGUUGGGCGGAGCGAGGACGAGGAGGAAGCAGAGGAGGAUUAUCAUAGCUACGACGAGGCCGAGGGGGCGGAGCAGGCCGAGGAGUUGGACAGUAACGCGGAAUGA